AUGGGCAGUGCCACCUGCUUUCUAUUCUCGAUACAUGCCUGUAUAUCGUCCGUCAUUGCCUUGACGACCGAUCCAAGUGGCCCUGUUCUACCUGUCAGAACUGCUGCCGAAAUAGUGAAGAAUACAUUGGCCCGACAGAGCGGAAAUACAGAUGCACUUACUCUUAAAAUUUAGUUUUGAAAGUUUAGCACUCUUCAACUCGAAAUUUGUUUAGUUUCGCCUAAAACCAGGCCUGAGUCGGUCACGACAAGAUGGUCCAGCAACGGAGCAAGACGAGUCGCUCGCUGGCGGUCAGCGAAAAUGGAAGCGAAGGUGCCGGCAGUAAAGAUUCUGACCAGGUCCACUGCGUGGUGCUCCAUGUGGCCGAAGCCAUUAACUUCUUGGGUCGUGAGGCCAGCGAGCAGAGAGAUCAGAUCGUGAUGAACGCCGCCCUCAACACAGUGGACUUCGAUGUGGAGGGCUCACAAUCGGCGGUCAACGGGCCUAUCGUCUUCAACAGCAAUUGCAUUUGGGAGUGCGAUCUGGCCGGGAUUAAGCGCAUCAAGACGGACCACCGUCCCGUCAAGCUCACAUUCACAGCUUGUAGCGGUGCCGGUGGGGUUGAGCGGAAAACUAUUGGUAGCCUGCUUCUGCCACUGCGAGGACUUCCGGUACUCAGCACCACAGGCAGCCACAACAGUUCCCAUUUGAAAAUGAUUUGGCACAAGCUCAUCUGCAUUAGCAGCGAGUUCCGGUCCCAGAAGCCGGAGGUGCUGCUAGUCCUGGCCAUCAUCAAAAAGUCCAUAUUGCACACGAAGGACUUUGACCAUAUCAUGCAGUUCCCAGACCAAAAAGUGCCGCCCACGACGCCCCUGAAGUCGCCCGGUCACUCGAUCACAGCCAGCAUGCUCCAGUCGCAGGCCAACAUCUACGUGCAGUCGUUGAUGCAACUAGGCCUGCUGCAGGUGGGCAACGAUCCGCUUAUCGACUGCGACAUCAUCGAGGUGGUACUGCAACUGAAGCAGCUGAAGAAGGUGAACCGGCUGGUGAAGUGGCUCAAUCAGGGCAAGGAGCCCAGCUCGGUGGUCGUGAUGUUCGACUUUGUGGGCAACGUUACCAACAUCGAGUUGAAGCUAAACGACUCCGACUCAUACGUGGUCAACGACGUACUGGGGCUGCGCUUCAAGACCUCCUUACGCAGCAUGCGGUUAUACUUUCAACGCAUUUUUUAUUUGCCCUUUAACAUGUACAUGAACGGCACGGCUAUAGCCAAUUACCGCAUGGACUUCAACAACCUGUUGCCACCGGACAGCCACUUCAAAGAUCAUAUGGAGUAUUCCAGCAACGGAUCAUUCCAGUUCAAUCGAAUUGGACGACAGGACAGCGCCAGGGAUCCCAAGCCUCCAAUUAUGGACUACAGCUUUACCGUGGAAAUCAAGAACAAACACGCGCUCCAGGAGCAGGUAGAGCCUGAACCAGUGCCAUCGAAAGCAAGUGGAGUCAUCAGGGAGCUGCCCACGAAUCGACAGGAUACGGAAGCGAUUUCCCUGUCUCAUGGGCAAAGUAACUACUCAGCAGCAAGCCUGAAUAUGGGUGCAGAUAUAUCACUCUCAGGGGAAUCCCGCGGCUCAUUUUCAAUUCAAGAAGAUGAUUACGAUUUUGAUACUCCGACAGAUCAUUCUGGGACGCAUAACAAGCGCCGAAAGUUCACUCGAUUGCCAGUCGAGGAACUCAAUCUUGAAAGCGAUGAUGAACGGUGUCUGGAAACUAAGUUUUCCGAGCUGGUAUGUGAGGAACUGAAAGGCGAUUUCGCUGCUCAUGAAAAUGUGGAAAUGGAAGAGGAGGAGUAUUACAAUCGUAGGGGUAAAAAAUGUGUACCGAGUUCCGGUGAAGAGACUCUGGAAGCCAGGGCUUCCAGAAGUUCUAAAUUGAAUUCUGGCUCCGAGGAACCUCUGCUUCGCAAAAAACUAAAGGUAAAGACCAAGGUAUCCAAACAGACUGUCGGGGAACCAUCGCAACCAAGAUUAAUGGCUGACGAAGUGACAUCCUUGCAAGAGUUUGAGUUGGAUGAAAUGAGAUUAGCAGAGGAAAAUAGAAUGGAAUUUGCAAACAGAAGCAGGAUUAAGUCAGGUCAAAGUCUCAAAUAUGCAAACUCCCAAGUGGAGGAACAAGAAUUUGAGAACUUUAGUGAAUCGACAUCCUUGCAACAAUUUGAACUGGAAGAAAAGAGACUUGUGGAAGAAGAAAAAAUUAAGUCUUCUAUAAAGCAAAGAAUCAAUAAAUGUAGUAACGAAAAUGUACCAGCACUUACCAAUCAUAAAGUAAAAAAAUCAAAAAGGGUAAGCAAGGAAGCAAUUGUAAUGGAUUCCAACGAGCUGGAACUCAAUAAAACAUUAAUAGCAUCUUCAAGCGAAUGCAUCGCAGAGACAAAGGUACGCAAAAAAUAUGUGAAGAAGGUUCUGAAAACAAAGCCCAAGGAGGAUAUUGGCUUACCCCAGGAUAGUUCUGUUAAUCUCCGAAACUCAGAACCUUUAGCAGUAACCGAUAUAAGAGAAGACACGUUCGACUUUGCAGAGGAUAACGAGCAGAUGCCGUCCUCCAGUGAGAAGUUAUGCAAGAAAGCAAAAACGUUAAAGAUUUUUAAAAUACAUUCGAGUGUUGAAUCAGUUGACUUAACUGACCAGAAUGUCCAAGGCCAGCGUAAACUGAAGUCCAAGACAUUGAUGCAUGAAGAUCUAUCCGAUAUAUCUCUAAGUACCCAGGGUACUCACGGUAAAGCGAAGACUUCUGAUCUGGCAUUGCGAGCCCGCUGGGUUGAAGUGAAUAAGGUGCAGUCGGCUGCCUUGGAGGAAACAGAAUUGUAUAUAGAGCAGACCUGCCAGACCGAGCUGAACCAGAUCCUGUACGAAGAUCAGCUUGUACGCGGCCUGGCAAAGCCUUUGAGCCCCAAAAAUAAACUUCGUAUUGAUACAGAAACCGAGAUGAUGCGCCAGUCUCACGGAAAUCUAGGCAGGAAAAAGAAACGAGCUUUGCCGGCAAAUAAUCACGCUGAAUUCAAGAGCUCCGAAGAAUAUUUCUCACUGCCGGAAAGCCUUUCAAAAUCCGAAGAGGUGAUCGAGCCUGAAAUCAAGCCGCAGCCAGUGCGAGUACUGAAAAAGAAGAAACUUAAACAAACUAAAGUCGAAGAAGCGCCACCGGUUGAACUUAACGAAAGUCCAGAAGAUCAAGUUGUUAGGCCCAUCAAAAAAAAGGUUAUCAGGAAAAAACUAUCGGUCGUUGUAAAAAAUAAAGAGCAUUUAGAGAAUGUAGAGCCCCAGGAGGAUCUGGCUAGUGCUCAGACAAAGAAAAUAAUUAAAAGAUCCAAACCAGAGGAUGAUCAAAGUAACUAAGAAGGUACCCUCCAGAAGUUCACGAAAAACACCAAGGGUUCGCCCUCCUUGGAUGAUUUUGAAAUGGAUAACUCCGCGGACACGGAGACAGUUGGCCAGAGGAUCAAAUCCUGGCGGAAACAGCAAAUAGAGCGAUUUGAAGAUGAGCUAGCCCGCAAAGAGGAACACUAUAAGGCCCAGUUGGAGGAAAUGGAAUACCAAGAACUUAGGAUCCUUCACCAAAACCAAGAUGAUUCCGCUGAGGAUGAGGUUCAAGCUGACAACACUGUGGAUUACCAGGCCAAGUUCAAUGAGCUAGAGCAGCACAUUUCCCAGCUGAAAGCGGAAAUGGAACAGCAGGUAAUGCUCUUCGAAAGUCGCAGCUUGGAGCUUCGCGAGGAGAACCUGCAGCUGGCAAAUGAAAAGGUAGAGCUAAAGGCUCGCAUUGCGAACAUGGAGGAGCAGAUCAGUCAACUUCGCACCCAGGGCUCCGAUGAAGCGGAUCUUAAAGAGGUCAUCGGCGAGCUGAAAUCCCAGAAUAGUUGGUAUUUGAAUGUGGCCCGCCAGAAGGAUCGGUACAAGAAGCAGUGGCGACGCUGUGCCCGGCGAGUCCAUGCCCUCAAACUGGCCAUGUAUGAGAAGAGCGCACAGAGCCAAUUGGAAGAGAACACUAUUAACCUGAGAGAAAUCCUGACCAAAGACGCCUUGACCUUUGAGCAGGAGUAUGGACCGUUCCGCCGCUGUGACACAUCUGACAAUUUAUCUUUCACCUCGUUAUCCGGCUCGGGAGACGCCCCUGAUACGGCUCAUAUACCUACCCCGCAGUCUAUCUCUCAUUCCAUCUCCCAGUCCAUCGCCGACUCUAUCUCCGAGUCUAUCUUUCAGUGCAGCUUCCAGUCUGGCUCUUUGUCUGGCACCCAGUUUGGCUCCCAGUCUGGCUCCCAGUGUAGCUCCCAGUGCAGCACCCAAUCUGGCUCCCAGACCAUUCCCCAGGACAACUAGCCUCUAAUCCCUUUGAUUUUACCAAAUUAACUGUGAGCAUUUUGUACUCUAUUUAAGUUCUUUAUUUUGUUCGUUUAAUGAUCUGAAAAUAAUAAAUGGUACAAAUAA
Molecule: messenger RNA, 4457 nt
Organism: Drosophila serrata
Lineage: Eukaryota; Metazoa; Arthropoda; Insecta; Diptera; Drosophilidae
Gene: rha
Product: protein rha
Source: RefSeq, a predicted model, not a curated record